Messenger RNA from Peromyscus leucopus (white-footed mouse), 444 nucleotides. Its product is annotated as lysozyme C-1-like. The record is from RefSeq and is a predicted model, not a curated record. The coding region runs from base 1 to 444 and encodes 147 amino acids. The transcript has 4 exons. NCBI's taxonomy places the organism in Eukaryota, Metazoa, Chordata, Mammalia, Rodentia, Cricetidae. Gene Ontology annotation, biological process: defense response to Gram-negative bacterium; defense response to Gram-positive bacterium. Gene Ontology annotation, molecular function: lysozyme activity.
AUGAAGGCUCUCCUCUCUCUGGGGUUCCUCCUGCUUUCUGUCAAUGUCCAAGCCAAGGUCUUUGAGCGAUGUGAGUUAGCCAAAGUUAUGAAAACACAAGGACUGGAUGGCUUUGCGGGAAUCAGCCUGGCCCACUGGGUAUGUAUGGCUCAGCAUGAAAGUCACUUAAACACACUGCUUAAAAAGAACUUUGGAGGCCGACCCACCGUCUAUGGGAUAUUUCAGUUCAGUAGCGAAUUCGCCUGUGAUGAUGGCCAAAUGCCAAAAGAGCGGAAUCAGUGUGGGAUGCCCUGCAGCGAUUUGCUCUUGGAUGACAUCACUCAAGCCAUAAAAUGUGCGAAGACAGUUGUGAAGAGUCCAGAAGACAUGAAAAUAUGGUCAGCUUGGACAAGACACUGUCAACAUGAAGAUGUCUCCCAGUACAUUAAAAACUGUGGAGUCUAA